Messenger RNA from Pistacia vera, 377 nucleotides. RefSeq names its product phosphoenolpyruvate carboxylase 2. The record is from RefSeq and is a predicted model, not a curated record. The coding region runs from base 192 to 377 and encodes 61 amino acids. The transcript has 3 exons. NCBI's taxonomy places the organism in Eukaryota, Viridiplantae, Streptophyta, Magnoliopsida, Sapindales, Anacardiaceae.
CUUUCACUUGACAUCAGAACUCUCUCUCUACAAUCUUCUACUGGCUGUCACUUUCUCGUGUGGAGCUCAUAAGCUAUCCAUUUUCUUCCCAUUUUUAUUCACCUGGAAAAUCACGAUUGCUUGAUAAAUUAUAACACGGAGUACCGACUACUAAAAGGUUAAAAACAGAGCAAAAAAUUGAAGGUUGAGAAAUGGCUGCUAGAAAUCUGGAGAAGAUGGCGUCAAUUGAUGCUCAAUUGAGGUUGCUGGCACCGUCGAAGGUCUCUGAAGAUGACAAAUUGGUGGAGUAUGAUGCUCUAUUGUUGGAUCGCUUUCUUGAUAUUCUUCAGGAUUUACACGGGGAAGAUAUCAGAGAAACGUUAAUUGUGCAAACUUGA